GAAGAAGCCUUUCCUCUUCUACUUUGACAUCGUGAAGUGCGCCAGCCCGCUGGUGCUGCUGGAAUUCCAGUGCCCGACCACGCAGAUCUGCGUCAGCAAAUGCCCGGAGCAAUUCCUGGCGUACCUGAGCACCCGCGGGAUGCCCAGCCAGUUGGAAUAUUACCGGCACUUCUGCGUCCCCGAGUUCAAAAACCUGCAGAAGGUCCCGCCGGACGGCGGCGCAGGCACAUUUCCUUUCCAACGAAGCGAGAGACGGCAGAGGGGGAGCGAGGGCAAAGCCGACCGAUGGAGGACAGCGGUGGGGCGGGGGCACCGCCUGGUUUCUGACGUGUGGCUGCCUUGCUCCCGCAGAGGCCUCGUGAUUGCGAUGGUGGCUAGCUUCAUCUUCAUCGUCCUGCUCCGCUUCCUGGCCGGGAUCAUGGUCUGGGUGAUGAUCGUGAUGGUGAUCCUGGUGCUGGGCUACGGAAUCUUCCACUGUUACAUGGAAUAUGCGAAACUGAAAGGGGAAGCGGGCUCUGACAUCUCCCUCAAGGACCUGGGCUUUCACACCGACCUACGUGUCUACCUCCACCUGCGGCAGACGUGGCUGGCAUUCAUGAUCAUCCUGUGCAUCGUGGAGGUGGUGAUCAUCCUGCUCCUCAUCUUCCUCCGCAAGAGGAUCCUCAUCGCCAUCGCGCUCAUCAAGGAGGCCAGCAGGGCUGUUGGUCACGUCAUGACGUCGCUGCUCUUCCCGUUGUGCACCUUCUUCCUGCUGUGCCUCUGCAUCGCCUACUGGGCCAGCACCGCCGUUUUCCUCUCCACUUCCAACGAGGCCGUCUAUAAGGUGUUCAACGAGAGCGCGUGCCCCUUUUCCAGGCAGACCUGCAACCCGGAGACCUUCAACACGAGCAACGUCACCAAGCUGUGCCCCGACGCCCAGUGCCUCUUUGCGUUCUACGGGGGCGAGACGGCGUACCACAAGUACCUCAUCGUCCUCCAGUUCUUCAACGUCUUCAUGUUCUUCUGGCUCGCCAACUUCGUGAUCGCGCUGGGCCAGGUGACGCUGGCAGGGGCCUUCGCGUCGUACUACUGGGCCUUCAAGAAACCCGAUGACAUGCCCGCCUUCCCCCUCUUCUCCUCCUUUGGCCGCGCGCUCCGGUACCACACCGGCUCCCUUGCCUUCGGCUCACUGGUCCUCGCCAUCGUGCAAGUCAUCAGGGUCACUCUGGAGUAUCUGGACCACAGGUUGAAAGGUGCGGACGCUGGAAUGGCAAAUGAGGAGAGGAACGGGGGGAGGGUGGCCGUUUUAGAUAAAGUCACGGAUUUCCUCUUCUUCCUCGGUAAACUCCUCAUCGUGGGAAGCGUCGGGAUCCUGGCCUUCUUUUUCUUCACCCAGCGGAUAAAGCUGGUCCAAGACACAGCGCCGCCCCUGAAUUACUACUGGGUCCCGAUCCUGACGGUGAUCGUGGGCUCCUACCUCAUCGCCCACGGGUUCUUCAGCGUGUACGGCAUGUGCGUGGACACCCUCUUCCUCUGCUUCUGUAAGUGUCUGGCUCGCAGGGUCCGUCUCCCGCGUUUGCGGUAG
Messenger RNA from Egretta garzetta (little egret), 1564 nucleotides. RefSeq names its product choline transporter-like protein 2. The annotation marks the transcript as partial. Lineage: Eukaryota; Metazoa; Chordata; Aves; Pelecaniformes; Ardeidae. Gene Ontology annotation, molecular function: choline transmembrane transporter activity. The transcript is spliced from 13 exons. The record is from RefSeq and is a predicted model, not a curated record. Gene Ontology annotation, cellular component: membrane. Gene Ontology annotation, biological process: transmembrane transport; choline transport.